Molecule: messenger RNA, 1296 nt
Organism: Purpureocillium lilacinum
Lineage: Eukaryota; Fungi; Ascomycota; Sordariomycetes; Hypocreales; Ophiocordycipitaceae
Cellular component (GO): cytosol
Molecular function (GO): holo-[acyl-carrier-protein] synthase activity; magnesium ion binding
Source: RefSeq, a predicted model, not a curated record
AUGGGCAGCCAAACGCCGCCGCAGCGGCCAGGUAUCCCGACGACGACGACGACGACGACGCCAACCCUCAUCAAAUGGGUUCUCGACACGCGCCCGCUCUGGCCCGAAGCCAAGCAGACAAAGGACCUCUCCUCCGCGGCCGCCCGCGCGCUCGCCCUCCUCACUCCCGAUGAGCGCUCCGGCGUCCUGCGCUACUACCACGUCAAGGACGCCAAGCUCGCCCUCGGCUCCGCCCUGCUCAAGCGCCUCGCCAUCGUGCGCUGCGCGGGCGUCCCCUGGCAAGACACCCUGCCUGGGCGGGACGCGCGCACGCACAAGCCCGUCUUCCGGGUCCCUCGCAGCCGUGACGGCCCGGCGGCGAUAACGCCAGCAUCGGCAUCGGAAACGGCAGCGGACCGCGGAGGGGAAGAAGGAGCCGGUGGAUCGGGAUACGACGACGACGAGGACGACUACACGGAGCCCCUCCUCUUCAACGUCUCCCACCAAGCCGGCCUCGUCGUCCUGCUCGCCCUCUCCGCGCCCCCCUCCCGCACCACCGCCAUAGGCGUCGACAUUGUCUGCCCGUCAGAGAGGCGCACGCGCGACCGCGAGAUGAUUUCGCGCGAGGGGUGGCCGCGCUACGUGGCUAUGCACGAGGACGUGUUUUCUCCCGGCGAGGCCGCCCGCCUGCGCGCCUUGGAAUGGACGUUGCAACUGCCGCUGGCACGUACAGGCGCAGGCAGCGUGACGCAUGCUGGUGCUAGUGCUGGUGCUGACACUGGUGAGAGCAAGGGGCAAGACAGGACGGACGUGAUGCUCGCGCACUUUUACGCCCUGUGGUGCCUCCGCGAGGGGUACGUCAAGAUGACAGGCGACGCGCUGCUCGCGCCCUGGCUGCGCGACCUGGACAUGCGGAACGUCGCUCCCCCUCCCCGCCCCCCUCCUCCUCCUCCUCCGCCGCCGCCUGCAUCCACGGUCACCAGUGUCAACGCACCGGCAACAGCAACGGCAACAGCAACAACAGUAGCGGACGGGGCGACUCCGCCAGGUCUCGAGAUAUGGCUGCGGGGAGAGCGCGUUUGCGACGCGGACGUGCGCCUCGAGUGGCUCCUCGGCGACGAAUACAUGGUCUGCACGGCGGUACGGUGGGGGCAUCGCGACAGCAGCGACAACGGCAAUGGCACUGACGGGGGAGGCAUGGCGGCGGACGAGGCGGAGGCGGAGGCGGUGAUGAUGGCCAGUCCGUUUGUGAGGCUCGACGUGGAGCAGGUGCUGGCUGAGGCGGAGGCGGCGGCGGAUGGGUCAGCGUGGGCGUGA